AUGGGCCGAUUAAGCUAUCCCGCGGAUUUGGAUAGUCCGUCAAAACAGUUACUCCUGGACCUGUCGAGAGAUCUUGAACAAUUCCACAUCCACAGCAGCGAGCUGAAGCAAGUGAAGGCAUGGGAGCGCAAGACUUUCUACGAACGGCUCGACCGCAUCGACAGUGAAUGCGAAGCCAUACACUAUGCCGCCCUCGACAAGGUUGCGGCGCGCCAUGACCAGGUGCGGGAAGAAGCGCAGGAAACUCUACGGGCCCACCAGCGGGCGGUAGAGGAGGAAAAGCGGCGCAAGGAGGAAGAGGCCCGUCGGGAAGCCGAGCGCUUGGAACGCGAACGAGCCGAAAAGCUACGGCGAGAGCAAGAGGAGGCCGCGCGACGCGAGGCGGAGCGAAAGGCGGCGGAAGAGGCAAAGAGGAAGGCCGAGGAGGAAGCGGAGAAGAAACGGAAAGCCGAACAGGAAGAGAAGGAGCGAAAAGAAAAGGAACGAUUGGAAGAGGAAAACCGAACGCGUCAGGCAGAGGCUCAGAAGGCGGAACAAGAGGCUGCACAGCGAAAGGCGGAAGCCGCGCAAAAGACGCAAGCCGAACAACAAAAGCAGAUUGGUGGCGGCCGCCAGACCGCGGAAGAGACCAAGGUGCAGCUCCGCUAUGUCGAGCUUCACCAGCACCUGAAGAAGUUCCGACAGUAUCUGAAAGACGAGAGCAAGACCAAUGCCGCCGUCAAGCAGAACAUGGGCGACAUCCGUCGGUCGAUCAAAAAGUGUGUUGGUCAGCUGCGAGAAGGUGCCGGAGCGAACAAAACUCAGCUCCAAGAGAUUCGCUCGUCCCUAGAAAAGGCUGCCUCGAUCGCGGAACCGUCGGUGGAUGUGCGGCAGUUCUUUGCAUUCCCUCCGGCGGACAUUGCCAACUCGGACGACAACAAGGUCCCGGCUCUCUUGAUCUACGCCCUGAACAUCUUCUCCAAGUGCUUGGUCUCGGCUCUCAUUACGGAGGCCUCCAUCAACCACGGCCAUGCGGAACCGAUUGGCAUUGUGGCUGCACAGAUCUUCUCGAUGGAAGCGUUCAUCUACAAGGGACACCAGAUGGUCGAUCUUCUCUUGGCCAAGUAUCGCGUCGUCUGUCCGGCGCUCUGGGGAUUCUACGGCAACGAAAAGACGGAAGCGGGCCGACGAGCGAUCGGCUGGUGGCGGGACGGCCCCGAUGGCCCUUUCAUCACCGAACAAGCCCAUGCCGACCGCAUGACCGCGCUGGGGGCUGGGUUCGCGGCGCUGACGUUGCGCAACUUUGGCAAAACCCAGCGUCGGAACCCCUUUCCCAACACCCUGUUUUGGUAUGCGAUGCACAAGAUCCUCACGGUCCCAACGGAUGAGAUUCAAGAAACACACAUCACUCUGUUGUCCGCGAUGCUCAAAUCUUCUGCCGAGCGGAUUGUCGGCUUCUUCGGCCAUAUGGGUCUGGCGUUGAUGCGACGGGCGAUCGUCGAGUUACCCAACCGCCUCACCCGUCAGAGCAUGGGUGUGAACCAAUUAAAACUCCUGAAAGAUCUCUACCGAAAAGAGAAGAACAUCCUCAUCUGA
Messenger RNA from Aspergillus clavatus NRRL 1, 1575 nucleotides. RefSeq names its product putative RNA export mediator Gle1. The coding region runs from base 1 to 1575 and encodes 524 amino acids. The transcript is spliced from 2 exons. Gene Ontology annotation, cellular component: nuclear pore; nuclear pore cytoplasmic filaments; cytoplasm. Lineage: Eukaryota; Fungi; Ascomycota; Eurotiomycetes; Eurotiales; Aspergillaceae. Gene Ontology annotation, biological process: regulation of translational termination; regulation of translational initiation; poly(A)+ mRNA export from nucleus. Gene Ontology annotation, molecular function: phospholipid binding; translation initiation factor binding; inositol hexakisphosphate binding. The record is from RefSeq and is a predicted model, not a curated record.